This is a messenger RNA of Babesia bovis T2Bo, 1214 nucleotides long. Its product is annotated as vacuolar membrane family protein. The coding region runs from base 231 to 1214 and encodes 327 amino acids. The record is from RefSeq and is a predicted model, not a curated record. NCBI's taxonomy places the organism in Eukaryota, Apicomplexa, Aconoidasida, Piroplasmida, Babesiidae. Gene Ontology annotation, cellular component: membrane. The transcript has a single exon.
UAUCAUUACUUGCCAAAACACAUUUAAAGCAUAUGCUGCAACUUUUUAUGGACAUAUUAUAAAUAUGUCUACUAUGAGGUUUGCAAGUUGCUGCUUUUCACUUCUGUAAUAUUCUCUGCCGGCGUUUUGUUAUAAGCGGCCGCCUUCUGGCCGCAGUGUGUCCACCAAGGUGGAUGCAUAUACGGUACAAGCAAUAGAUGUACUGUUCUUGACUCUAAUAUCGGUUUGCAAUGGUAUCAAAUGCUGGAUCUGUGGUCCCGGUGACCCAGGCCCUGGCCGUUGGUCCUACAAGUUCUUACUUUUCUAGUAUUCCUUCUAGCAAUGGAUUUUUGGACAAUACAGAACGUUGUACGUUGAUACCUGGUCUCUUUGGACUUACUAUUCAGCUGGUGUUAUGCGUAAUAUCGAUUACAUUUGUGUUUUUGAAGUACGCAUUUGAAACGCCAAGGCGCCCUCCUUUAGUAUUUCUCAUGGACUUUGUCACUAUGAUGUGUGGAUCUGGUACUGUUCAUGUACUGAACAUUUUAUCUUCUAUUCUAAUUCAGCGUUUUCAGAAUGGAAGCGAGUCAGAUAUGGGUGAUGAGUGCAACAUCUACUUCAUGACUACAUUAUUUGAUUCCACCUUUGGGAUAUACAUCGAAUAUCGCAUUGUGCGUUACUUGGCUAUUCGUAAGGAAGCGCAGCAUUAUUUGGAAUUGACUCGUAAAUCGGUUUUUAAUCCGACGAAUGAAGAAUUGGCUGACGCUACGCGUAUAGCUACAGCAGCUCUUACUAGGGGUGUUCCAGUUCAAGGCUUUUCUGGCGACCUGGAGAACCACAGUGGCGGGAGGCGGAAUGACAGCAGCGGUUUCGGCGGAAUGCAGCAGGAUACAGAGCGUGUCAGCCGCUGGAGUCAAUUGCUUUCUGUCAUUACUGAUUCUGGUCAAUGGUUCCGUACCAUGGGUAAUAAGAAAUUCCUCGAGAACUUGAUAUCCUGGUUGGCAAUUGUCUGUGGACUCAAAAUUAUCAGUAUUACAUUAUUUACUAUAUUUUCUGGUGCUGUUAAUUCUGCUGGCGAUUUCCUACUUGGGUUUUUACACAAGCAAAACACUCUGAAGCUGUUGUUCGUGAUGAUUGGUGCACCAUUGGUACUGAACGUCUUCCAAUAUUGUAUCACGGACUCCAUCAUAAAGAUAAAGUCUAACGAACGUGCUCGUGCGGCUGAAGAAUGCUAG